This is a messenger RNA of Gorilla gorilla gorilla (western lowland gorilla), 8988 nucleotides long. RefSeq names its product zinc finger protein 804B (gene ZNF804B). Bases 1 to 4047 code for a protein of 1348 amino acids. The record is from RefSeq and is a predicted model, not a curated record. Gene Ontology annotation, cellular component: nucleus. Lineage: Eukaryota; Metazoa; Chordata; Mammalia; Primates; Hominidae. The transcript has 5 exons.
AUGGAUUCUCCAAGAGCUGAAGCAGCUGUGACAAUCUUGGACAAAUGUAAGCUGUUUGCCACAAGGCCAGAAUAUGCCCUGGAGAUUGUCAUUAGCACCUUAGAGGAUUUUGCAGAAAAGAAGUCCACAGCAAAGGCCCUGGAAGAUGUAAAGGCAAACUUUUACUGUGAAUUAUGUGACAAGCAGUAUCACAAACACCAGGAGUUUGACAAUCAUAUUAAUUCUUAUGACCAUGCUCAUAAGCAGAGACUGAAAGAAUUAAAGCAACGGGAAUUUGCUCGAAAUGUAGCUUCUAAGUCAUGGAAAGAUGAGAAAAAACAAGAAAAAGCACUUAAACGACUUCAUCAGCUGGCUGAGUUAAGGCAGCAAUCUGAAUGUGUUUCUGGAAAUGGACCAGCAUACAAAGCCCCCAGGGUAGCCAUAGAAAAGCAACUCCAGCAAGGAAUUUUCCCCGUUAAGAAUGGCAGAAAGGUAUCAUGCAUGAAGAGUGCUCUUCUCCUUAAAGGAAAAAAUCUCCCCAGAAUCAUAUCCGAUAAACAGCGGUCCACCAUGCCAAAUCGACACCAAUUACAAUCAGACAGGCGUUGUUUGUUUGGAAAUCAGAUACUGCAAACAUCUUCAGAUCUCAGCAAUGCAAAUCACAGAACAGGAGUAUCAUUUUCUUUUUCCAAAAAAGUGCACCUAAAAUUAGAAUCUUCAGCAUCAGUUUUCAGUGAGAACACAGAAGAAACCCACGAUUGUAACAAGUCACCCAUUUAUAAAACAAAACAAACUGCAGAUAAGUGCAAGUGCUGCAGGUUUGCAAAUAAAGAUACACACCUUACCCAGGAAAAAGAGGUAAAUAUCUCACCAAGCCAUCUGGAAAGUGUUUUACACAAUACCAUCUCCAUAAACUCUAAAAUUUUGCAAGACAAAAACGACUCUAUUGAUGAGACACUAGAAGAUUCAAUUGGCAUUCAUGCUUCAUUCUCUAAAUCUAACAUUCAUCUUUCAGAUGUAGAUUUUACUCCUACCAGCAGAGAAAAAGAAACUAGAAAUACAUUGAAGAACACUUUAGAAAAUUGUGUUAAUCACCCAUGCCAAGCAAAUGCUUCCUUCAGCCCACCAAACAUUUACAACCAUAGUGAUGCCAGGAUAUCUGAAUGCCUGGAUGAGUUUUCAUCACUGGAGCCAAGUGAACAAAAGAGUACAGUGCAUCUGAAUCCAAAUUCCAGAAUAGAGAACAGAGAAAAAUCUUUAGAUAAAACAGAAAGAGUUAGCAAAAAUGUUCAAAGACUUGUAAAAGAAGCAUGUACCCAUAAUGUGGCAUCUAAACCACUACCUUUUCUCCACGUUCAAAGCAAGGAUGGCCACACCACUCUUCAAUGGCCUACAGAACUUCUGCUCUUUACAAAAACAGAACCCUGUAUCUCUUAUGGCUGCAACCCACUAUAUUUUGAUUUUAAGCUUUCUCGGAACACAAAGGAAGACCACAAUCCAGAGGACUUAAAAACAGAAUUGGGUAAGAAGCCCUUGGAAUUGAAGACUAAAAGAGAGAGCCAAGUCUCAGGUUUAACUGAAGACCAACAAAAAUUGAUCCAAGAUGAUUAUCAAUAUCCGAAACCAAAGACGAUGAUAGCUAAUCCGGAUUGGGAAAAAUUCCAGAGGAAAUAUAAUUUGGACUACGGUGAUUCUGAGCCAAAUAAGAGUGAAUAUACUUUUAGUGCAAAUGAUUUGGAAAUGAAAAAUCCUGAAGUGCCUCUUUACCUCAACACAUCUCUAAAGGAUUGUGCUGGAAAGAAUAAUAGUAGUGAGAACGAACUUAAGGAAGCUUCAAGGGCCCAUUGGCAAGGCUGCAGAAAGGCAGUUCUAAAUGAUAUAGAUGAGGACCUAUCUUUUCCUUCCUACAUCUCUAGGACUAAAAAGCAUAAAUUGAUUCCCUGCAGUCCUCAUUUGGAAUUUGAAGAUGAAAGACAAUUCAACUGCAAGUCCAGUCCUUGUACAGUAGGGGGUCACAGUGACCAUGGGAAAGACUUCAGUGUAAUUUUGAAGAGUAACCACAUCAGCAUGACCAGCAAGGUUUCCGGAUGUGGAAACCAAAGAUACAAGAGAUACUCUCCACAGUCAUGUUUGAGUAGAUAUUCUUGCUCUUUGAACACAUCCCCUAGCAGCAUGUCUAGCUUGAGAAGUACUUGUUCAAGUCAUAGAUUCAAUGGUAACAGCAGAGGUAAUUUGCUCUGCUUCCAUAAAAGAGAACACCACUCAGUUGAAAGGCACAAAUGGAAAUGUCUAAAGCACAACUGCUUCUACUUGUCUGAUGAUAUAACAAAGAGCAGCCAAAUGCAGUCUGAACCACAGAAAGAGAGGAACUGCAAAUUGUGGGAAUCAUUUAAAAAUGAAAAAUACUCAAAACGUAGAUAUUGUCACUGCAGAGAAAGACAAAAACGGGGCAAAAAUCAACAACAAUUUUCAGGGCUAAAAUCUACCAGAAUCAUCUAUUGUGAUUCUAACUCACAGAUUUCCUGUACUGGAAGCAGUAAAAAACCACCUAAUUGCCAGGGAACUCAGCACAACAGAUUGGACUCUUACUCAAGAGAGAAAAUUUAUUACUUGAAUAAAAGUAAGAGAAAUCAAGAGUCUUUGGGCAGCCCUCACAUUUGUGAUCUGGGAAAAGUCAGGCCCAUGAAGUGUAACUCCAGGAAUAUCAGCUGCCUUCUAAAGAACUGUUCCAGUGGCCCUUCAGAAACCACAGAAUCAAACAUUACAGAAGGAGAGAGGACCCCUCUAACAGCAAAAAGCCUUUUAGAAAGAGUACAAGCCAAGAAAUGUCAAGAACAAUCAAGUAAUGUUGAGAUCUCUUCAAACAGUUGUAAAAAUGAAUUAGAGGCUCCUUCGCAAGUCCCAUGCACAAUUCAACUUGUACCAUCAGGCUGUAACAGACAAGCAUUGCCUUUGUCUGAAAAAAUACAGUAUGCAAGUGAGAGCAGAAAUGAUCAAGACAGUGCAAUUCCAAGGACUACGGAGAAAGACAAAAGCAAAAGUUCACACACAAAUAAUUUUACAAUUUUAGCAGACACUGAUUGUGAUAACCAUCUUUCUAAAGGUAUAAUUCACCUAGUAACAGAGUCUCAGUCACUAAACAUAAAAAGGAAUGCAACAACAAAAGAACAAUCAAAACCUUUAAUUAGUGAAAUCCAACCUUUUAUUCAAAGCUGUGACCCAGUACCAAAUGAAUUCCCUGGUGCUUUUCCGUCUAAUAAAUAUACUGGUGUGACUGAUUCAACAGAGACCAAAGAAGACCAAAUAAAUCUAGACUUACAGGAUGUAAGCAUGCAUAUAAAUCAUGUAGAGGGAAAUAUAAACUCUUACUAUGACAGAACUAUGCAGAAACCUGACAAAGUCGAAGACGGAUUAGAAAUGUGUCAUAAAUCUAUCUCUCCCCCUGUAAUUCAACAGCCCAUAACAUUUUCUCCCGACGAAAUAGAUAAAUAUAAGAUCCUACAGCUACAAGCCCAGCAGCAUAUGCAGAAGCAACUCCUAUCAAAGCAUCUUCGAGUUUUGCCUGCUGCAGGGCCUACUGCCUUCUCUCCGGCCUCAACCAUACAGACAGUUCCGGUUCACCAGCACACUUCUAUCACCACCAUCCACCACACGUUCCUGCAGCAUUUUGCUGUUUCUGCUUCCUUAAGUUCUCAUAGCAGUCACUUCCCUAUUGCUCAUCUACAUCCUCUUUCACAGGCACAUUUCAGUCCUAUUUCAUUUUCGACUCUGACUCCAACCAUUAUCCCUGCACACCCCACUUUCUUAGCAGGUCAUCCCCUGCAUUUAGUAGCUGCUACCCCCUUCCACCCAUCUCACAUAACACUUCAGCCUCUGCCCCCUACAGCAUUUAUUCCUACAUUGUUUGGUCCUCACUUAAAUCCAGCCACAACUUCUAUCAUCCACUUGAAUCCUUUAAUCCAACCAGUAUUCCAAGGUCAAGAUUUUUGCCAUCAUUCUUGCUCUAGCCAGAUGCAGCAGUUAAAUGAAGUGAAAGAGGCCUUAAAUGUGUCCACACACUUGAACUAAUAAGUGUUAAAGCCCCUCUUGUGGAUAAUUUUUUUAAUUGUCACUACCUAUAAAAUCAUACAUUUAAAGAAGUCUGUCAAUUAUAAGAUUUAAAAUAUUGCUGCCAAUUCAAAAUGUGACAAAUAUAUAAAUAUGAACUGAAUUGCUAAUAUUAAAACAAGAGCAUUUUAAUAAUUUUUUAGCUUGCCAAAAUAAUAGGCAAAUUUGAAUAAUUUUAUGAAAGUGUAGAGGGAAGAGGGAAAGAGUUAAAGAUUUGUUUUGGAUGGGUUCUCGAAUAAUGUUAUAAAAUAGCAACAGAAAACAUUAAAGCAGAGCAUUAAAAUUAAAAAGAAAAAUCAAAUGAAAUAUGGCACCCUGCGUUCUAAGUAUUUGUUGUGUGAAUGAAUGAGUGUUGAUUUGGCUUAUUUGUUAGAUAAUAAAAGGUCAGUGAAAUGAAGCAAUUAUUUAAAGUAAUUUAUAUUGUUAACUAUUGACUAAGUUUUCAAUUAAUGUAGUCUGUUACUGUAUUUUCAUAGGAAAUAAGAACAAGACAUUUUCUGAUUAAUUUAGGCUGAAAAUUACAUUUUAAUGAAAAACAAUCUUUAUAGAUUAUACUUUUGAGUUUCUGUGAAAAAUAAAUUAUCUUCAUUUCACACAAAUCUAUGUCAAGAUAAUUUUGUAAUUGUAAGAAUCAGCAAAAUCUAAAACUAAGAAUGUUUAACUUUUGUAUAAAAACAUGUACAAACUAUCAUUAGUACCUGAUAAUGCAAACUCAAAAAUAAAACAUGCUCAGAAUAACCUUUUAAAUAUAUUGGUCAAUCUGUCAAAUAUAACAGGAACUAAAAUAUUGUUUAUUAUUCUUCUACUCAAAAAUUUUACUACGUUCAGCCAAUACAUGUAUAAGGAUAGAGGUAAAGGUUUGAAAAUGUCAGUGUUUUUACAUGUUUAUUGAGGAUAUCUUAUUAAAUAUCUGGUGUGUUUUAUUCAAUUGUACUAGAUAUUUAUGAAACAAUGAAUAAUGAUGAAUAAAAUCACCAUCCAUGUAAUUUUGCAAAUAAUUUCAGACAUUCAUUCAAAAUGGUUUUUGGCCCCCAAAAUUUGCAUUUCAUACAUCUAUAUUGGUGCGUAAUCCUACAGUUAGGUUUAUUAUUUUAUGUUCUUAAGCAUGAGUUUCAGAGAAAUCAAACUUAACAGAAAUGGAGGUAAUCAUUUAUCUAAUGCUGUCUAUACGAAGAUGCAAACUCUGCAAACUCCUCUACCACUAGAAGAUUAGAGGAUGUCUUCUUCAGCCUUGGCUGCAAAAGGAAGAUAGCUAUAUUUAAGGCUUGUUGUGAUUCAGGUACACUUACCCUAUCCACUUGUUUGCAUUAUCUUCCUUAAUUUUCACAACUGUAUUUUGAAAUCAGUAUUAUCAUUCCUCAUUACAGAUAAGGAAAAUGAAAUAGAAAGGUUAAAUACUAAAUACUUGGUAAACAGUAGGAAAGGACAUCAUUGAUUCAGGAGAGACAGGUGAGAGAGAAAGAGAAAGAAAGGGUGGAGGGAAGAAAAAGAAUAAAAGGAGAUAAAGUAAAUUUGAAGUUUUAACAGAAAGAAAAACUGCAGUUCCCAAGAUAUCACUAGAAACUUGUGAGAUGAGAGUUCUGACUGGUACAUAACAGUGACAGAAUCUAAAUUUAAAAUGAAUGGAGAAAUGAAGAAAAACCAUCAAAUAGCAAGGAGCUAUACUUGCAUGGAAUUCCAUAAAAACGAUUACAAACGGUCAUUGAUGAACAUUGAGUAAAUCCAAAAAGAAGCAAGACAAAUGAAAUAUUUCUUAUAAAAUGGAUGACAAAUGGUCUAGCAGAUUUUUUAAGUCCUGUGGAUAAUUAUUUCCUAAAGCAAAUUACAAAGCUGAUGCAGAGCCAAGAUAGAGUAAUCAUGGGAACUCACUAGAUGUCCUAUUGUAAAAAACACUGACCACUUGACUGAUUUUUAUAAUUGCCUUGGUGACAAUUUAAACUCUCAGAAGGUUAGACCCAAGCACCUCUACUGAGCGCUUAAUUUUGACUAACAAAGACAGAUUGAUAUGAACGGAUGACAUGGAAGUGACUAUUCCAUCUUGUAUUAACAGUGAUGAGGUGUUCACUGGACAAACUAAUUUGGACUAUGUGGAAAGCAAACAUCUCCCUUUAAAUAAAAGAUAAUUUGUACUCCAGGGUGAGAAAUUGGAAAAGUUGUGGCAUCACGUGAGGAAAGACGCAAUUAUGCAACUUACUUCCGCCCAAAUCAGUAACUGUAGGCUGAAACACUGUUUUAUUUUCCAUUUUACCUUGAGAUAAACACACUCUGGGAAAAAAAACAUUUGAAAUAUAUAUUGAACCCUAAAAUAGUUCGAUUUUAAAAAAUUUGUCACUGUGAUGGAUUGUAUUUUUAGCAGUGUUUCCUUCCAUUUACAUAAUUAUUUGACAGGUGACUUUUAGCAUUAAAUUUAUUUUAUGACUAUUGCCUGAUAUUUACAGGUUAAUUUUCUUUCUGGGAUUACUGUUUCACAAGUGGCUCAUGGAGGCAGUUUUUAAAAAAUCUGUCUUAAGCUCUAAAUGCUUAAGAAAGGCUGUGAAAUCUUUCCACACAAGUACACACACAUGCAUGCACAAACACACAUUUAUCUAUCUAUAUGUCUUUCUUACAGAUUAUGAACCAGUCUAGCAUCAGAUAGCAUCAUUGGAUUCGAGGUAAACAAAAUAAAUGCUUUGUAUGAAGGACUGAAAAUUUGGGAAAGUUCAUCUUCUUAAUAAUUCCCUGCCAAAUUCAGCAAGAAAAAAAUACAAUGGGCCUAUAAAAAUGCAAAGGUAAACUUAAGUUUCAUCUUCAAGAACGUUAUAAAUAAAAUAUUGGAAGUGAUUAGAAUAUAGAGAAUGAUUUAGAAAGUCUCCAAUUCCCAGAGUUUUUGCUUAGGUAGACAUUUUAUAAAAUGAUCCCUUGAAAUUUGUUUCACUUCCCGAAAAUGGAUUUUACAGUGACUCCUUUUCUUUAGUUUCUGCCAGGACUUAAUGGAAUCUCUCUGUUAUCUCUAAAUGGAAAUAUACUUAAAGAAACUAAUUCUGUAAAACGUUUCUGUUAAAUGAAACACUUAACCAGUACAAUUACUCAAGAUUAUAUUGCUGAAUCUGACUAUCUCCUUAGUGCAUGAAGUUAUUACUUACACAGCUCAAAAUGCUGGCAGCAACACAGCUUUCUGAAUUUUACCACCAUACUUUUAAGCUGAUCCUAAAACAUUAUACAUUUCAAAUCAUUUGAUACAAUAAUUGGAGAUAUGGAGAUGGCUCUACCCAUUAGGAUACCGAUUGGUAUUCAGGUGUUCUAGAUGUAUAUGAAUGAAACGUCCAGAUCCCCUCCCCAGGAUGUGUGGAUAUUUAACUCUUUAGUGGUGAAAUAGUACUGCUGAUCAUCUCAAAUCAGUAGCACAUUUCUUAAUCAUUCCUAAAAAGUUCUCCACGUUUUCAGAGUUUCUGAGUUUUCAGAAACAUAGUUAACAUUCUGAAAAAAACAUGUAAAUGUCAUAUCCAGUUUUGUAAAAACACAAUUUAAAGGAUCUAAAUCUUACAUAUCAAUGUAUGCAGAUAAGAUACUCAGGGGCAAAAUGGACCUAAUGCUCAUCUCUGGCUUAGCAAAGCUCAUGAAAAGGUUUAGUUUUGAUUCUUUAAAUUAGAUGAAAUUCUGAAGGAAAAUGUGCUCUCAUUGGCAAAUAGAAACAUUAUUUAAAAGCAUGUGAGUGGCUAGUUCCACACAAUAGUCAGGAAAACAGAUAGUUGCCUUUUGUGUUUCAGACUGAAACCACUUCAAUAAGAUGAGCAUUUCCUACUAAAAUACUAGUUCUCGUGCCAAUAAGCCUGGGUCUAGAGGAUUUUCAAAGGUUAUCAUUUCAUUCCAGCAAAAAUAUUAUCCACUUCUUCUAUUAGGUAGACGUUGAAAGUGAUUGUUGUAUCUUUGGAUUAAGCUAUAUUAAAAUGGAAGCAGCAGCUGAAUGGGUUAGGUUUAGAAUAAGCCAGUAUUAGAAAGAUAAGCCAAAGGGUCAUUUUCAUUCUAUGGAGCUAUAUAUAAGGGGGAGAGCUCCCAAUCCACUUUUUAAAUUCUUUUCUCAAAGUCACUUCCUCUUUUUGCAACCCCCCAUUUUUCUUAAAUAGCAAGAGUAAGAAUAUCUUGUGAGAAGCAUUAAAAUAAAAUCAGGCAAAUUGGAAAACUUAAAAUAUGUAUGAGUGCACAUGUGAGUGUGAAUCUGUGUGUGUUUUUGAUAAAUAUACUCUUUAGUCUUUAAUUGUACAUCUUGAUCUUUGUUGAAAAUAGUGUUUUUUAAAACAUAUUCACAUAUUGAAACAACAACUUCAAGAAGAGGUUUCUUAUCCCCAAGCAAAAUUGUUAGUUCCUUCCAUAUGUGAGAUAAAAUAGUUGACAAUGUAAAUUAGUCGUAUAGCUGUUUAAAGCAAAUUCCCAUCUUACUCAAUUCUAUUUAAAGUACUUAAUUUGUAAUUAAACUUGGUGAUCCUCUGGCAAUAUGACACAUAAACCAAUAAUUUUAUGUUGCAUUUUCUGUAUAAAUUGUCUUUUUAAACUAUACUGUGGCUAAGUAAAUUGCACUAUUGUACAUGCAAAGCAGCUUUUUUAGGUUAUUCAAUAAAUUACUUGGACUGUAGUUCAAUGCAAUAAUUUUUUUCGAUAAAAAGCUUAAUGAUAUAGGAGUGUUAGUCAUGUAUUUCUAACAAAAAGCAUACCAAAAUAUAAGAACAAACUCAAAUGCAAAAUGGUGUGGAAAUAUUCUGUGUUUUACACUGCUGAAUUAAAAUGCAUUUAUCAUUUUAUUUAUUACUGUAUGUAUUUAUAUUAUAUAUUUAAAGGCUGGGAUUUCUUAGACUAUUUCUUAAAAUUUUAGUGUUAUUAAAAUAAGCUGUUUCCUCAAACUGAAAAUAAAUAUAACUUUAAAAAUUC